Messenger RNA from Alexandromys fortis (reed vole), 942 nucleotides. Its product is annotated as olfactory receptor 4K3-like. The coding region runs from base 4 to 942 and encodes 312 amino acids. Gene Ontology annotation, biological process: G protein-coupled receptor signaling pathway. The record is from RefSeq and is a predicted model, not a curated record. The transcript has a single exon. Lineage: Eukaryota; Metazoa; Chordata; Mammalia; Rodentia; Cricetidae. Gene Ontology annotation, molecular function: olfactory receptor activity; G protein-coupled receptor activity. Gene Ontology annotation, cellular component: plasma membrane.
AUAAUGGAUGGAGGCAAUCAGACUUGGGUGUCAGAAUUUAUACUUUUUGGGCUUUCCCAGUCACAGAGUGUCCAGGUUUUACUCUUUGUGAUGUUCUUAAUACUUUAUUUCUUUAUUAUGUCUGGAAAUAUUACCAUCAUUGUCUUAAUUACCACUGACCGUCAUCUCCAUUCUCCCAUGUACUUCUUGUUGGCCAACCUGUCAUUUGUGGAUAUGUGGCUUUCCUCAGUCACCACUCCUAAGAUGGUAUCAGACUUUCUCAAGGAAAACAAGACCAUUUCCUUUGCAGGCUGCAUGUCUCAAGUCUUCUUUGCUCAUUGCAUUGCUGCAGGAGAGAUGGUGCUCUUGGUAGUAAUGGCUUAUGACCGGUAUGUGGCCAUCUGCAAACCACUCCACUAUUUCACGAUUAUGAACCUGAGAAGAUGCUCUGGGUUGGUGUUAGUUUCUUGGACUACUGGCUUUAUUCAUGCCAUGAGUCACCUGGUAGUGAUUGUAGAGCUGCCCUUUUGUGGUCCGAAGGAAAUAGAUAGCUUCUUUUGUGACAUGCCAUUGGUGAUCAAACUAGCAUGCAUGGAUUCCCAUGAUCUGGAUAUUCUGAUGAAUGCUGACUGUGGGAUUGUGGCUGUAACCUGCUUCACUCUGUUGCUCAUUUCCUACACGUAUAUCCUCAUCACUGUUCACCAGAGUUCUAAAUCUGGUGCAUCUAAGGCUCUGUCCACAUGCAGUGCCCACAUCACAGUAGUGAUGAUAUUUUUUGUCCCCUGCAUCUUCAUUUAUGUGUGGCCACUCAAUAUUAUCUGGUUGGACAAAUUUCUUGCCAUAUUUUACUCUGUUUUCACACCUCUUCUAAACCCAGCUAUUUAUACGCUGAGAAACAAAGAGAUGAAAAAUGCCAUGAUAAGAUUCAUAAGCAACUAUCUUAGCCCUAAGGAAAAUUCCUAA